AAAAUGCGUCUUCUCAUCGCACUUCUUAGCUUGGCCACCUACGCCGAUUCUCUCUACUUCCAUAUUGCGGAAACUGAGAAGAAAUGCUUUAUCGAGGAGAUUCCAGACGAGACUAUGGUGACCGGAAACUACAAAGUACAAUUAUACGACCCAAAUACGAAGGGAUACGGAGAUUAUCCGAAUAUUGGAAUGCACGUCGAGGUUAAGGAUCCAGAGGACAAGGUUAUUCUUUCGAAAUUGUACACCGCCGAAGGCCGUUUCACUUUCACAUCGAAUACUCCAGGAGAGCACGUCAUUUGUAUCUAUUCCAACAGUACUGCGUGGUUCAACGGAGCCCAACUUCGUGUUCAUCUUGAUAUUCAGGCCGGAGAUCACGCUCAGGACUAUGCUCAGAUCGCCCAAAAGGACAAGCUGAACGAGCUUCAACUCCGUAUUCGUCAACUUUUGGACCAAGUCGACCAAAUCACAAAAGAACAGAAUUAUCAAAGAUAUCGUGAAGAGAGAUUCCGUCAAACUUCUGAAUCUACCAAUUCGCGAGUUUUCUACUGGUCUAUUGCUCAAGUCGUCGUUCUUGCCAUCACCGGUGCCUGGCAAAUGCGUCAUCUUCGUGGAUUUUUCGAGGCCAAGAAGCUUGUCUAGACGUCGAUUUUUCAGUUUUUUGACUUUUCCCACCAAAUUCUACUGGUUUUCUUUAUUUUUCCCUAUUUUUCCCGUUUUUUUUUUGAAUUUUAAUGUAUUUUUGAUCGAUUUUUAUCGAUUCCAGAGGGUAGACAAUUUAUAAUUUAUAAUUUAUUUGUUUUUUUUCUAUGUGUAUUUAUUAUUUAAAUAACGCGAAAAAUUAAUUUAAA
Caenorhabditis elegans is the source of this 848-nucleotide messenger RNA. It is a transcript of the gene tmed-4, whose product is annotated as GOLD domain-containing protein. Gene Ontology annotation, cellular component: membrane. NCBI's taxonomy places the organism in Eukaryota, Metazoa, Nematoda, Chromadorea, Rhabditida, Rhabditidae. Bases 4 to 639 code for a protein of 211 amino acids. The record is from RefSeq and is marked reviewed. The transcript is spliced from 5 exons.